AUGCUGCCUGGAACUGGCACCCCAGUCGGUGACGGGCUGUGGCUACAAGUUACUUGGGGACAGAAAGGCCGGGCUCAAAGGAAAUCCGCCCAGCAUCGCCGGGGCCGGCCGGCCAGGGGGUUCCGGAGGGGCCCGGUCCUCGGGGGAACGGCGCGCGCCCCCGCGAACUCCCACUCCGGCGGCGCGCACGGCGACCGCGCCGCGCCCCCGCCCUCACCUUCUCCUCCUCUUCCUCCUCCUCCUCCUCCCCGGCAGAGCUGUAGGCCUCACAGUGGUGACGCGGGCUCAUCCGGGGGCCUGUUACCGCCUCAUGAUCCUCGGCGCGCGGCGGCGGGGCGCGCGGGACCGGGCCGUCUGAGGAGGGAGAAGAGGGCAAACCGGGCCGGCGGGCGCGGGCACUCGGGCGGGACGCACGGCUGCGGCCGAAGGGUCACUCAGCGAACUAGUUCCAUGAUGACCCUGGGCCCGAGGCCGCCGCCGCCGCCGGUCCCGCUCCUCCGACCUCCGCCGCUGGUGCCCGGGUGAGGAGGGGGCGCCCUCUCGCCAUAGGGCGGCGGGGGCCGGGGAGAGGCACGGGGUGAGGCCGGCUCUGCCCCUGCCCGAGGGAAGAGCCUCCGAGGGGAAAUGGUGGAAGGGGGAAGGGGAAAAAAGAAAAGAAAAGGAAGGGGAAAGGGGGAGAAAAUAAGAAAAAGCGAGACAGAGGCGCUGGCGCGUCUGCUCGCGGGGGAAGGCUAGGGAGGGAGGAGCGAA
Messenger RNA from Mastomys coucha (southern multimammate mouse), 750 nucleotides. RefSeq names its product formin-like protein 5. The record is from RefSeq and is a predicted model, not a curated record. NCBI's taxonomy places the organism in Eukaryota, Metazoa, Chordata, Mammalia, Rodentia, Muridae. The transcript is spliced from 2 exons. Bases 1 to 525 code for a protein of 174 amino acids.